UUAAGACUCGCUUAUGGUCGGACUUUCCCUUUAAGUGAUUUAUGCAACAGCAUCUCCUGGUACCUCAGUCUACCUCAGUCAGCACCAUGGACAGCGACCCCGCCAGCUCUGCGGCCGCCUCCUGCGCACCCAGCGGGCCCCGAGGGGCAGGGCACGCUCCUUCAGUAACGACGACCAGCUAAUAUCUCCCAUCAUGUUACUGCGGCACUGACAGCUGAACCGUAGAAAGCAGGAUGCGGGAUUUCCCAUAGAAACACCCUCGCGUAUUGUUUUUCUUGUCUUAACCCGUUUCCCAGCAGCUGGAAGGUACAGAUGCUCUUUGUUGGCCGAUCACCGGCUGUAAAUGCCUCUAAACGACAGCAGAUGUGACGAGUCUCAUUUGAGGGUCGCUGUGGAGCAAAGGUGGUGAAAUCUCUCGCUCUUCCUCCUCCUUCACGCCCUGUCAUCACUACCAGUAGCUGCCCAGCACCAUGUCUUCUCCACCAUCGGCUGCGACAGCGAGUGAAAGCAGCACCACCACCGUUUUCGAGGAGGACACCAGAGAGGAGCAAAGACCGCUGAAGCAAUCUCUAAGCAAGUCCUUAUGUCGGGAGAGUUUCUGGAAAUGCCUACUCCUGUCCGUUCUCAUGUAUGGCUGCAUGGGAGCCAUGGUUUGGUGUCACAUCACCAAAGUGACUCGUUUCACCUUCGACAGUGCCUUAAAAGGAAAAUCCAAGAUGUACCAUGACAGCCCCUGUUCUGAUGGCUACAUCUACAUCCCCUUGGCCCUACUGGGCAUCCUCUAUUUAGUCUACCUGUUGGAGUGCUGGCACUGUCACGUGAAGAAUGAGUUGCUGCACAAAAUGGACGUGGAGGGCAUCUAUGAGCACAUCAAGAAGAUGCAGCAGGCUAAGCCCUGCAUCUGGUGGAAGGCCUUCAGCUAUCACUAUGUGCGCCGAACUCGACAAGUCACACGCUACCGCCGUUAUACUUGCACCCAGGUUUACCAUGAGCGCCUCGACUCCCACGUGGCAGAAGCAGAAUUUGACUACAGCCACUGUGGUGUCAAAGAUGUUUCAAAACAGCUGCUGGGCUUGGAGAAGUCUGUGCUUACAAAGAUGCGCUUCACCAAGAGCUUCAGUUUUGCCAACGUAGAGUCCGAGAAUUCCUAUCUCACACAAAGGGCGAGGUUUUUCACCGACAACGAGGGCCUGGAUGACUACAUGGAAGCCAGAGAAGACAUGAAUCUGAAGAACAAUGACCUGAAGGAGUAUGUCUUGGUGCUCUGUGACCCAAAGCACCACCCUUGGUAUCUGUCCCACUACGUCUUCUGGUUUGCCUCCUUCCUCACGUUCUCCUGGCCUCUCAGAGUCUUCACAGAGUAUCGCACUGCAUACGUCCACUAUCGUGUUGAGAAGGUCUUCGGGCACGAUUACCGACCUGUGUCGCCAUGUGUUGAUCGACGAUACUGGUGUCGUAUCCCUCGAGUUAAAAGCACUGAUGUUACAGAACUGGAGUGGCACAUUUGCUCCAACCAGCAGCUGCUUACCCAGAGGCUGACCUCAUGGAUCUGGCCCAGCGACCGUCCAACUUCAGCGAGAUUCAUCAGAACUGUGAGUGCUGCCACAGAGUCAUCAUCUGAUCCUCAGUGUUCUUUAGAAGCCCCCUCAGCAUCUGCACUUGUGCCAACAUUCCUUUAAAGGAUCCCAACAUCACCAGAAAAAGAAAUACUGGAAAAAAGCAGUAACCAUUACUGGGUUUCAGACAGUGUGGUCAUCAGGGAGGAGGAGCCCCAAAGGUGAAGACUUUGUUGUAGUUUUGUCACCGUCAAGAAUCCUUUUCUGUAAUUUUAUGUUUCUUUAGCCUUCAGGUGACCUGUGUGGAGUCAUUUAUGACCCCAGCCUUAUAUUUAUAUGUGCCUUUGUGAUAUUUUUGACCAUAGAACUAUUUCUUGCCAGGAUUUUUUCCACCUUCUUCUUAUUUUAUCGUUAUAGGCUUUGAUUUUAUUGUGGUUUCUGACUUGUUGGUAAUAAUGUCAUAUUUACGAGUCCAUUUUUGACCAUUAUUAUUUUUAGAUAUUUUAGUAAUCUGGGAAUUUUAAGUGUUUCUGCUAAAAGAAUCAUAUAACACAUUAACACGCAGAUUGAGUUUGAGCCUGGGAGUAACAAAAGAUGAAAAACAAACCUCCUGACUGUGAUAACUUCACUGUAAUUUGUCGGUGAUCAAAGUAUUAUUGAGUCACCAUUUCAUAGUUCGGUGUUAAAUGAUACAUAAUCUGCUUAAAAGUAUAUUACAUAUACUUACAUACAUAUUUUUCUAGUGUUAUUGAAACAAAGAAAAUUUGUUUUGUGAGAAAAAUCAUAGGAUUGUCUAAAUAAAAUGUCAUUUUAUUUGUGCAACUCCUCUUUGCAGUGAAAAUAGUAAUAGAUGAGUUAUUUGAGGGUUAAAAUGAAGCCUAUUUUACUAAAGACUGAUGCUCAGUUACAUUUAUACAGUAUCAAGUAAAGAAAUAAUGUACUGAAAUGCUGUUAUCAGUGCAUUAAAGUACAUUUUAAUAGCACAUUUAGUCAUUUAGUAACACCACAACCCUUCCAAAUGACCCAUAAGAUUUUCCAACAUCCUGCUGAACUGAUGUUCUCCUCGUUUCAGUAAAGAGAAAUUAGAACCAAACAGCUGAACAGGCAGCUUUAGAUCAUACAUAACGCAAACAUUACUUUUGUUGUGAGUUGUAAGUUUAAUUGUGACCCAGAAUGUGAUAUAAUUUUGAUGUUUCAUGUAUCCCAAUUAUGUGAAGAAAUGUGCUUUUUGGUAAUAAUGCCAGCAUUAAAUGUGCUUCAUAUCAUGUAUGACACAUGACUCGCACACAGGAUGAGCUCUACUUACAAAUAUCUUUAUUAGACUUAAAGAAAUAAGAGUUUUCAUGCAGUAGAUUUGAUGCUUGAUGGUUUCUGGAAACUUUUGCUCCCGUGUUCACUACAUUUCUUGAACGCUUAUUGAGGUUCUUGAAAACAUUUUACACAUUGUAUAACAGAUGUAACAUUAGUAAUGUGACUGAUGGUAUUCAUAUUUAAAUUUAAAUAUGUAAAUCAAUAAU
Molecule: messenger RNA, 3073 nt
Organism: Haplochromis burtoni (Burton's mouthbrooder)
Lineage: Eukaryota; Metazoa; Chordata; Actinopteri; Cichliformes; Cichlidae
Product: transmembrane protein 151B
Exons: 2
Coding region: 471-1679 (402 amino acids)
Source: RefSeq, a predicted model, not a curated record